This is a messenger RNA of Vavraia culicis subsp. floridensis, 327 nucleotides long. RefSeq lists its product as uncharacterized. Lineage: Eukaryota; Fungi; Microsporidia; Pleistophoridae. Bases 1 to 327 code for a protein of 108 amino acids. The transcript has a single exon. The record is from RefSeq and is a predicted model, not a curated record.
AUGCACACUUCAAAGCCGAACGCAGGGGUAAGCCCGGCAAAUAUCAGAAACAGUAAUUAUGAGCGCUCAGGUCGAAACAGGGAGACCGUUUUCCUCAUCCUGAUUGCGCGGCAAUUUGCAAAAAUUUGCUUUUUGGCCGAAUUGCGAGAAAGCCGUUCGUGUGAAGCAGCAUUGAUCUGGAAUGCAAAUGUCAAGACUGUGAGAGCCUGCACUUGCAGUUCUGCUCUGGUAGAUAGUGUUACACACCAGAUGCCCGGUUUUACCGCAGCAAAGCAUCAAAACACGCACUCAACCAAAAAUGAGCAAGCUAACGUGCAAAAAUUUUAA